This is a messenger RNA of Schistosoma intercalatum, 2532 nucleotides long. NCBI's taxonomy places the organism in Eukaryota, Metazoa, Platyhelminthes, Trematoda, Strigeidida, Schistosomatidae. The record is from the annotation of a GenBank genome assembly.
AUGAGUGUGAUCCAACAUUUUCAUAAAAGAUCCGAUUUGAUUAGGAUCAUUCUAUCUAUUAUAAUGAUUUGGUGUAUGAUUAUGUUAAUGGAUUUAUCCAAUGGUCAUUUAUUGAUGAAAGAAGAAAAAAUUUCACGGAAAUUAGUCAAUUUGAUUCAUGCCACAACAACAAAUGAUUUCAAUCUAUGUACAAUUCAUUCACGUCAAUUACAAUACUUAUUAUAUACUACUUAUAAUACUACUACUACUACUGCUACUACUACUCAUUAUAAUGAUAUUCCAUCAGCAGCAGGAGCAGGAACAGGAGCGUCGUCAGCAUCGUCAGCAGAAGGAUCAGGAUCAUCAACAAUGAUUAAUUUAAAUGAAACAUUCUAUCCAAUAUGUCAUCAUUUAAUCACACAAAACUCUUUAACACAAAAUUUCUUACAUGAUAUAUAUAGAUCUAUACAGAUUAUGAGAAAUUUCAAUCGUUGGCAUAGCAACAACCACUACCACGACAACCACAACCUCAACAAUCAUGAUACCAGGAAACAAUUAGAAGUCUAUUUAUUUCAUUUAUUACAAUUAAAUCAGCCAAUUGAAUUUUAUAAUCUGAAAUUAUUCAAUAAUUUCAUCACUAUGAAUGAUGAUUAUGAUGAUCAAAAAUCCAAGUUAAUUGGUAUUGGUUAUUGUUUCAAUGGGAUAUUAAUGGCUUAUGUCAAUAAUUAUACUACUACUACUACUACUAAUAGUAGUAUUAGUAGUAGUACUAAUGAUUCCUCUAAUCGUAAUUCUAUAUGUAGUCAAUUUCUAUUGAAUGUAGAAUUAUUUGAUGAUAAUAAUAAUGAGACUAUACGGUUUAAUGAUUAUGAAUACGGAGAAUUUUCAUCCAUUUGGGCACCAAUUCAAUGUGAAUCUAAUUCAAUCAUACCAAUAGUUUUACGAUAUUUUAUUUAUACAGAAGAAAAAAGUUUAUUUUUCGAAUUUCAUUUGAAGGAUUAUACUAUUGAUCAAUGUGCUUUGAAUAUAAAUCGAUGUGAAGCAACAAUUCGAAUCUAUUAUCAUUCAUCUACAAUCAUAUUUCAUCAUUUGCUCCUAUUUUUUACUGGGCUAUCAAUUAAUUAUACCUUUGAAAAUGAUUCCUUUAAACAAUUAAAACAUUCUCAUUAUCUACAACUGAUACAAUUCAAUCAAUUGAAUUCAAUUCAAUUAAUGAAUAGUGAAAAAAUUCUAUUAACAUCAGAUAUACCAUUGCAUUUAGAUACCAUGUUUCCAAUUAAAUUUUAUGGUGAAUAUUAUAAAACAGUUAGAAUAUUAUCAAACGGUAUUAUAAACAUUGUGGAGCCAAAUUUUGGAAAAUUAUCUGGAAGCAUUAAAGUAUUUUAUGGAGUUUGGAAAACGGGUCAAGUGGAUAUUAUUCAUAAUGAUAAGUUUCUAACGGUAAGAUGGCCUAAUCUUAACAUUUUCAAUGCACAUGGAAAAGAAAUGGAAGAACGUGCACAAAUGACAUGCACAAUACAUGUUAAUGGGAACAUAUCGAUUUUCUUUGAAACAAUACCGAAUGGAACAUUUAAUGAAACAGAAGAAUCUAUGCCUGGAAGUACUAUAUAUUAUCCAACGAAAAUUCAAAAUAAUGCCUAUUCACCUCAUUACAAAAACACUGCGAUAAAAGUUCCUGCAUUCUUGAUAAAGUCGAACACCUUAAUGGAGUUUAUACCAGAUCCAAUUUGCUCUGAUCAAACAUCAUGCGGUGAAUGCCUCAAACCAGGUGCAUUCGCUACAAAAUGUUAUUGGUGUCCAAGAACAAGAAAGUGUACUAAUACUCAUGAUAGUUAUGCGAGAAUGUGGAAGAAAGGAGAGUGUCAAAUACAGAAUAGUGAAAAUUGUACUGUUCAGAACGAUAUUUUAAUUAAUCCGAUUCGAAAUAUCAUCAGUACAGCAAAAUCUUCGAUCAGAAGAAAUAAACUUACAAAUCUCACACAGAAAAUUACAAACAACAAUUUAUCAGAACGUGUACCCAAUACAACUACUGUUCAAAAUAGUGAAAAUUGUACUGUUCAGAACGAUGUUCUAACUACUCCGGUUCAAGAUAUCAUCAGUACAGCAAAAUCCUCGAUCAGAAGAAAUAAACUUACAAAUCUCACACAGAAAAUUACAAACAACAAUUUAUCAGAACGUGUACCCAAUACAACUACUGUUCAAGUAAUUCAAGUUAAUAAAACAUUGAGUAUUCAACUAGGCAAUAUGUUUUUUAUGCUUCAACAUGUGAUUGAUAGUUCGUAUAUAAUCUUAUGGAUGUUAGCGACUGUAUUCAUUAUUCACUUUAUUAUCCUUUUCAAUAUAUUAUGUAAUCUAUUAUGACUUUCUUACUUCUUAUCAAUGAUUUCUUUGUUAUCACGAUAUUUUAUUCCGAAUUUAUUAUUCUUGUUUAUUCACUUAUCCACUGUAUGUUCUGAGAAGUUGUAUGUUUCUAGGGAAAUGUUCGUCUUCAUUAUUUGAUUUGUACAUACAUGAUUAUUAUUAAACAGGAAUUGGAUAGAUUUUCAUCAGAAU